AAGUGCAGGAUGAUGGUUCUAUAUCAUGGAGAAAGAGGAAGAAGCACUUCUUUAUUUUAAGUAAUUCUGGCAAACCAAUAUAUUCCAGAUAUGGGGAUGAGCACAAGCUUGCAGGUUUCUCAGCAACACUGCAAGCCAUUGUUUCUUUUGUGGAGAAUGGGGGAGAUAAUAUCAAUUUGGUUAGAGCAGGAAAGCACCAGGUGGUCUUUCUUGUUAAGGGACCAAUUUACUUAGUUUGCAUCAGUUGCACAGAGGAACCCUACGAAUCAUUAAGGGGCCAAUUGGAGCUUAUUUAUGAUCAGAUGAUACUUAUCUUAACAAAGUCCAUAAACAGAUGCUUCGAGAAGAAUCCUAAGUUUGAUAUGACACCUUUGCUUGGAGGAACAGAUGUUGUUUUCUCAUCUCUCAUCCAUUCUUUCAGUUGGAACCCGGCUACAUUUCUUCAUGCAUAUACUUGUCUUCCUCUUGCUUAUGCAACAAGGCAAGCAGCAGGUGCUAUAUUGCAAGAUGUGGCUGAUUCUGGUGUUCUGUUUGCAAUACUGAUGUGUAAACACAAGCUUAUUUCAGGUUGUUAGUCUUGUUGGUGCACAAAAAGCCUCACUUCACCCAGAUGAUAUGUUGCUACUUUCAAACUUUGUAAUGUCAUCAGAGUCAUUUAGGACAUCCGAAUCUUUCUCACCAAUUUGCUUACCAAGAUAUAAUCCCAUGGCAUUUCUCUAUGCUUAUGUCCAUUAUCUUGAUUUUGAUACAUAUUUGAUGUUGCUUACUACUAGUUCAGAUGCUUUCCACCAUCUUAAAGAUUGCAGGUCACGUAUAGAAAUGGUUCUUUUGAAGUCCAAUGUUCUUAGUGAAGUUCAAAGAUCCAUAAUAGAUGGUGGGAUGCGUGUGGAGGAUUUAUCUGCUGAUGCAUUGCUUCGAUCAGGAUCAUCUCCUCAUCUAGGACAGUACAGGCCCCCAACAGAUUCUCCGGAGAGAGUUAGGGACCCAGUCGUUCGCAUUGGUGGCCCUGAUGGACUUUGGCAUUUUAUUUAUCGUAGCAUAUAUCUGGAUCAAUAUGUAUCCUCAGAGUUCUCACCUCCCCUUAUCACUGCCCAACAACAGAAAAGGUUAUAUAGAGCCUACCAGAAACUCUAUGCUUCCAUGCAUGAUAAAGUAAUAGGGUCCCACAAAACCCAGUUUAGAAGAGAUGAAAAUUAUGUUUUACUCUGCUGGGUCACCCAAGAUUUUGAAUUCUAUGCAGCAUUUGAUCCACUAGCUGAUAAGGUUGCAGCGAUAAAUACUUGCAACCGGGUUUGUCAAUGGGUGAAAGAUGUGGAAAAUGAGAUCUUUUUGCAGGGAGCAAGCCCCUUUUCAUGGUGAUGUUGAUUUUGUAACAAAAAAUGUAGUCUAUUUUAGUUUAUCCAAUAUAUGUAGUUCCUCCAAUAGAUGAUUUUUUUUCACCACACACGCUUAACAGCUUUCAUACCAAUGGUUAGGUAGUCAAUUUGAGUGAUUCACAAUCUGAAGUUUGCAUUCUCUGUCAUUUACAAAUCGAAGAAUGUAAUAAAUCAUUUGAGGCAGAACUCUCUGUUUCUAAGCUCUAGACCCAGGCAGUUUGUAUCAUCUAAAGCUCCUCUUGCUCUACUUAUUUAGUUUUUGUUUGGAAGGGAACUGAAGUGCUGUGAAGAAAUUUACCUUGCUUGUUGCCUAGGAAUUUAGAUUCGAGUUUUUGACGUUCUUGCUUCUCUCUUCUCAGUUAUCAAAACAACAAGAGUAUUUUCUUAUUCUUUUAAUGAAAAAUAGUAUGAAUU
Messenger RNA from Rubroshorea leprosula, 1790 nucleotides. NCBI's taxonomy places the organism in Eukaryota, Viridiplantae, Streptophyta, Magnoliopsida, Malvales, Dipterocarpaceae. The record is from the annotation of a GenBank genome assembly.